AGCUCCGGCCAUGGAGAGCGCAGCGGCCCCUGAGGCCCGGGGCGCCGAGGCCCCGCGCCCGCCCGCGCCCCCGCCGUCGCCCGCCGAGCCCCCAGCCGCGCCCCGCGCCCGCCCGCGCCUGGUUUUCCGCACGCAGCUGGCGCACGGCAGCCCCACGGGCAGGAUCGAGGGCUUCACCAACGUCCGCGAGCUCUACGCCAAGAUCGCCGAGGCCUUCGGGAUCGCGCCCACCGAGAUACUAUUCUGCACCCUAAACAGCCACAAAGUAGACAUGCAGAAACUCCUGGGCGGCCAGAUAGGGCUGGAGGACUUCAUCUUUGCCCACGUGCGCGGCGAGACCAAGGAAGUGGAGGUCACUAAGACGGAAGACGCCCUGGGCUUGACCAUCACGGACAAUGGGGCCGGCUACGCCUUCAUUAAGAGGAUCAAGGAGGGCAGCAUCAUCAACCGGAUCCAGGCCGUGUGCGUGGGCGACAGCAUCGAGGCCAUCAACGACCACUCCAUCGUCGGCUGCCGUCACUACGAGGUGGCCAAGAUGCUCCGCGAGCUGCCCAAGUCACAGCCCUUCACCCUGCGCCUGGUGCAGCCCAAGAGAGCCUUCGAUAUGAUUGGCCAGCGGAGCAGAAGCAGCAAAUGCCCCGCGGAUGCAAAAGUGACCAGCGGGAGGGAGACCCUGCGACUGCGUUCCGGGGGGGCCGCCACAGUGGAGGAAGUGCCCACCGAGUUUGAGGAGGAGGCGUCCCGGAGGGUCGACGACCUGCUGGAGAGCUACAUGGGCAUUCGGGACCCUGAGCUGGGUAAGGGGCCAGGCGUCCACCAUGGUGGACACAGCCAAGAAGACGCCGAGCGUCCAGGAGUUUGCGCACCGUUUAGAUUCCGUCUUGGGCGAGUUUGCCUUCCCGGACGAGUUUGUGGUGGAGGUGUGGGCCGCCAUCGGCGAGGCCAGGGAGGCCUGCGGCUAGUCUGCCCCGGGGCUGAGCGCAGCCCCAGCCCGGAGCCCAGCCCCCUGCCGCGGCCCUCCCCGCCGGUUCCCGAAGCCCAGCCCUGCGCCAGAGCCCAGGCCAGCUUGGAGACUGGGCUCCUCUCUAGAACCCAAUCCACCUCUGAGACCCUACCCAGUUCCAAAACCCAGUCCCCCUCCAGAGCCCAGGCCAGCUCUGAGACCGAGUUCACUUCUAGAACCCCUACCACUCCGUGCGGAGACCCAACCCGGCUCCAAAACCCAGCCCUCUUCUAGAACCCAAGACGGCUCUGACGCGAAGCCCAGCCCUGAAAUCAAGUCAAGUUCUGGAGCCCAGCUACGUUUCAGGACACAGCCGAGCCCCGAGAUCAACCCCGGUUCUGGAAGCCAGCCCGGAUCUCUGACCAAGCUCUGCCGUAAAACUCGACCGGACUCUGGAACUCAAGACAACCCCGUGACCCGGCCGUACCCGGACACCCCGUCCAGUUCAGGAACUCUCGUUAGUUCUGGAGCCCGGGCCAGACUCAAGAAACAGCCCGGCCGCAGUGGCCACACCGGCCCAGGAUUGGAAGAGGGCCCCCAAACCCAAGUCUGCUCACGAACCCAGACGCAAGCUGAACUUCGGUCCAGACCCAGACCCCAGCCCUGCUCUAAAACCCAACUGCCCUCAAGUACCCACUCCCAACCCGGGGCCCGGUCCAGUUCCAGUGAUGAGUCCAGCUCAGAGACGGAGCCCAGUUCUAUGCCCCAACCUAGUGCUACAACCAGGCCCGUCUCCAGAAUUCACACAAGCUCUGGAACCGCAGCCCUCCCUGAGGCAAGGCCUGCCUCCCGAGCCCAGCUCGAUGCCGAGCCCUGCUCUCACGGCAGAACGCAGAGCAGCUCUAGAAUACCGUCGGACUCCGGGACCCAGACCGACCUCAAAGCCUGGGCAGUUUCCAGAGCUCAGUCCCGCUCAGGCACUCCACCCAGCUCUGGAGCUCAGCUCAGUUCUGGAGCACAGAGUGCGUCUGAGAUCCCGUCUGGCUCCCCAGUGCAGUCUGUGGCUGAGGCCCCACUAAGUUCCAGAAUCCAGCUAAACCCUGGCGUCCUAUCUAGCCCUGGGACCCAGACCAACGCAGCAAUCGACUUAAAGUCCACAAAUCUGUCUGGCGCGGAGAGCAGACUCAGUUGCAGGACGCAGACUUGUCCCAGAGCUCCGUCGACCUCUGGGACUCAGCUCGUCUCAGAAACCCUGCCGAGUUCUAGAUGCCAGCUUCAAGCCACAGCCCAAGGCAGCUCUGGUAUUGAGCUGAACUCUGGGAAGCAGACGAGCUCUGGAACUCAGCUCAUCUCUAGAGCCCAGUCCAGCUCUGGAACCCAGCCCAGCUCCAGGAUUCAGUUCAGCCCUGAGAGCCAGCCCAACUCUGAAACCCAGAGCAGUUCAAGAACCCAGCCUAUGUCUGGAACCCAACCAAGCUCCAGAAGCCUGAUCAGUUCUAGAACCCAGCUCAGCUCUGACACCCAGCUCACUUCAGAGACCCAGCCCUGUGCAAGAAUUCAGCCCAGCUCUGGAGCCC
Messenger RNA from Leopardus geoffroyi (Geoffroy's cat), 2520 nucleotides. It is a transcript of the gene GIPC3, whose product is annotated as GIPC PDZ domain containing family member 3. The coding region runs from base 11 to 1237 and encodes 408 amino acids. Lineage: Eukaryota; Metazoa; Chordata; Mammalia; Carnivora; Felidae. The transcript is spliced from 7 exons. The record is from RefSeq and is a predicted model, not a curated record. Gene Ontology annotation, molecular function: protein binding.